Diospyros lotus (date-plum) is the source of this 1220-nucleotide messenger RNA. RefSeq lists its product as uncharacterized. The transcript is spliced from 6 exons. The coding region runs from base 286 to 894 and encodes 202 amino acids. The record is from RefSeq and is a predicted model, not a curated record. NCBI's taxonomy places the organism in Eukaryota, Viridiplantae, Streptophyta, Magnoliopsida, Ericales, Ebenaceae.
CCGAACUUGUAUAUUUAUUAAUCAUCAUUCAUCACAAUCCGAAGAACUCUCUCUCUCUUUCUCAGUUGUCCUAGAAAUUUCUCAAAAUUAUUCUCUCAAUCAGCUCAAGUUCCAAGUCUCUGUUGGAUGGUUCAUGCGUGUCAAUUGGGUUGGUUUUCAGUAAUUUCUCGCCUGCAGGUGGUGGAUAGCGAUUGCCCAAUUCGGCACGCAAGCUGUUGGAAACGGAAACCAACUCUCUUUUAUUUUCUCGCGCUUGCUUUCCGUUUCCUCAGAAAGUGAUAGAAAAUGGCGGAAAAUCCGAAGCGGGAAGCUCGUGACUCGGCCGAAAUGGGCACCCAGAAAAUCUCAGUUUCUGAUCAAACAAACAGCUUGCGGCAGUUGACUAACGUCAAAUCUGAAAACUUCGUAGUAGACAUGGAAUCCCUUGUUCAACUCAGCAGCAAAGACAGAACUGCAAAUUCAGGAACCACAAUGCAGAGAAGCCUUUCGAGAAAAGGAUCACAGCACCGAGGCAGCAGUGAGAAGAAGAUCAAUUCCAGCACCGGCGACGAGAAAGAAACCGAUACGGCCGCCUCUGCUUCACCGAGAGCUGCUUUUGCUGGUGCUAGCAUACCGGAAAAGCCCAUGGUGGUGACGGUGGGGACCGCGGAGGUGAACCCACCACAAACCCACCAUCAGAUCAUUAUCAUGGCCGGAAACAGCAGCGCCGCCACCGCCGAAAGCAGGUGGACUGCCAGGAGAUUGAGUUUCAGGCGGUCUCCGCCAUGGGCCAUUGACCCGAGGAGGAUUUUCUUCCUCUUGGCCACCUUGUCAAGCAUGGGAACAAUGCUAUUGAUUUACUUCACAAUUUCCAUGGGCAAACAAGGUGGGGAUGACAGUGCUAUGGAGUGGUAGUGGUAGUGGCAGUGGUGACUCUAAAGUGGAAGAGGAGGAGAUGAUAUCAUAGCUUGCAGUGUGGAGAAGAACACAGGAAAAGCAGAGACAUGGCUUGAUUAUGGUCCAGCCCUUUUUAUGGAACUAUCCGGCUUCGGACAACAUGAUGGAAUUAUACAAGGACCAUAAAAUGAAAAUGAUUUUGAGAUGGAAACAAGGACAAAGAGCACUAUGACAAAGGUAGGGAAUCUUUUACAUUAGUAUAUGAAAUUAUGAAUGGGAAGAUCUCAGAAGAGAUGACGUGUUGCUAACUUUUGUGUUUAAUGGAGGUUCAGAGAGUUACUUUU